Penicillium canariense is the source of this 327-nucleotide messenger RNA. RefSeq lists its product as uncharacterized. The transcript is spliced from 3 exons. The record is from RefSeq and is a predicted model, not a curated record. The coding region runs from base 1 to 327 and encodes 108 amino acids. Lineage: Eukaryota; Fungi; Ascomycota; Eurotiomycetes; Eurotiales; Aspergillaceae.
AUGUCCUUCCUCACCUCUGCCCGGGCUAGCUCCCGUCGACUCCUACCAUCGAGCUACUCCCUACCCUCCACCUCUGCAUUCCAUACUAAUGCACCGCGAUGCUCUCUGAAAGAAAGCGAUAAAAACCGCGACGAUCUUCCCGAUCAUUACGAAUCGCAGAAAGAACAGCAGCUGAAGAGCCACAAGGAGGGACAGGGGAAGUGGAACCCCGAUCUAGCCAGCAACAGUGAAGCGGACGUCAAGGCGGAUCGAGGCGAAAUCGAUUCGGUGGAUAAAACUUUCCAGGAGUUGCAGGCGAAGACCAAACAUGUGCCGAAACAGAAGUGA